Coccomyxa subellipsoidea C-169 is the source of this 375-nucleotide messenger RNA. RefSeq lists its product as hypothetical. Gene Ontology annotation, cellular component: nucleus; RNA N6-methyladenosine methyltransferase complex. The record is from RefSeq and is a predicted model, not a curated record. The annotation marks the transcript as partial. The transcript is spliced from 2 exons. NCBI's taxonomy places the organism in Eukaryota, Viridiplantae, Chlorophyta, Trebouxiophyceae, Coccomyxaceae. Gene Ontology annotation, molecular function: mRNA binding; methyltransferase activity.
CUGCAGGCGGACCUGCGCGAGCUGAAGCUGAGCGUGGCAACGUUUGGCACCAAGUUUGACGUCGUCCUGGUGGAUCCACCCUGGGAGGAGUACGCCCGCCGCGCGCCCGGCAUCGACGUUCCCUCCUGGCCCUGGCAGGACAUAAUGAAGCUGGAGAUCGAGGCCAUCGUCGACGUUCCCUCCUUCGUCUUCCUCUGGUGCGGCAGCGCGGAGGGGCUGGACGCCGGGCGGCACUGCCUGAAGAAGUGGGGCUUCAGACGCUGCGAGGACAUCUGCUGGAUCAAGACCAACGCGCAGGCCGCGCGGAAGGUGGCCGCCCGACAGGACGCGCACGCCGUCUUACAGCACACCAAGGUGGUUACCCACGCUGUCUGA